Kwoniella botswanensis is the source of this 1482-nucleotide messenger RNA. Its product is annotated as ribosome biogenesis protein YTM1. Bases 1 to 1482 code for a protein of 493 amino acids. The transcript is spliced from 4 exons. Gene Ontology annotation, biological process: ribosome biogenesis. The record is from RefSeq and is a predicted model, not a curated record. Gene Ontology annotation, molecular function: protein binding. NCBI's taxonomy places the organism in Eukaryota, Fungi, Basidiomycota, Tremellomycetes, Tremellales, Cryptococcaceae.
AUGUCUGACAUACCCAUGGACAGCACCUCCAAUCCUACCGGUGCUGCCACCGGUGGUGUAUCUCAACUACCUAUCAACCUCUUUACCCGUUCUUCAUCAGAUGCUAUCCCGCAAUCAACCUAUUUCAUCCCUUCUUCAUGGCGUCGAUACCAACUUUCCGAACUUAUCAACAAAGUGCUUCAAAACAACGCCGAACAGGGUAAAAAACCUGUUCCAUUUGAAUUUCUGAUCAAUGGGGAAGUGUUGAGGGGGAGUUUGGAAAAUUGGGUAAAGAGAAAUAGAGGGAAUGAUGAGGAGACUACGAUAGAUGUAGAGUAUGUAAGGUCGACUUUACCUCCUCAGGAGGUUGGGAGAGUAGAGGUGGAAGAUUGGGUCAGUGGGUUGAGUCUGAGUAGGAAUGGAUACAUCCUCCUUUCAUCUUAUCUAUCUCAUCUACAAAUCCUCCCUCUCUCAUCCGCUUCUACUUCCUCUGCACUGUACACACUCCCUCUACCAACGUCACUGGGAGCCACCUGCUGUACAUGGAUAUCGCCCUCAUCUCAGGAUAAAGAUAUACUCCUAGCUGCAGGAGGUGUCGAUCGAUUGACGCACGUAUAUACCAUUCCAUCCUUAUCACCCGACAACACCACCGCUCCAAGGGAGCUAUAUACCUUGCAUGGACAUACCGGUCCGGUAUCAAGUAUAGUCGCAUCUUCAUCAGGUCAAGAACUAAUCAGUGGAUCAUGGGAUGGUGAUAUCAAUUUCUACGUUUUACCUUCCACAGAACCGGAAGACCAUCAAAUCCCUUCUGAACCAUUAUCCUACUUGCCCGGACAAAAUAACAAGAAACGUAGAAAGUUGGAAAAAGAAAAUCCCAGAGAACCUAUAGAGGGCCUGUUGGAUAAUGAUUCGACUGGUGUUGGGGGGUGGAGGAGGAUACCUGAUAAUGUGUUUAGUGCGCAUAAGGAUAAGGUUGGUGGAUUGGUAUGGGAUAAAUUUGAUAAUAACAAGUUCUGGUCGGCGAGUUGGGAUGGGUCUGUGAGAGGGUGGGAUUUGACUAUGGGCGUUAAUGAUGUGACGAGGCAAGGACCAUUUGAUAAAUCGGCAUUAUGUAUUGAUCAAUUCGCUGCGAAUGGUACUUUGGCAACUGGUAAUAUGGACAGGACAAUUUGCUUAUGGGACACAAGGCAGUCCUCUUCUCUAAUCUCCCUAACACUCCCAACCACCUCUCCCGUCCCAUCACUCAAAACCCACCCCACAUCGUCGUUCACUCUCGCCUCAGCCACCUAUUCAGGUAUCAUCCAAAUAUGGGAUAUCCGAUCACCCAAACAUUCCUUGUUCUCUGUAUCCAACGCCAACAGGAAGAAAGAAGAUGCCAGGAAAGUGACCAAGAACGGGAAAGUCCUAGGAGAGAGGUUGUUGGCUGUCGAUUGGAAUGGCGAGGUUCUGGUAGCGGGGGGUGAAGAUGGAGAAGUUGGUAUCUGGAAUGCUACGGGGGCUUAG